AUGUCUUUUAUUAAAAAAUUUACUUCUAAAUUUAACAAAAAAAAUCAAAAAUUUAUUGAAGAAAAUAACUGGAAUAAUUACCAACAAAAUGAUACUCCUUGGAAUAUUGAAGAAAAAAAUGAUGAAAAUUCUUGGGAUGAAAUUGAAGAAAAUUCG
Molecule: messenger RNA, 156 nt
Organism: Scutellospora calospora
Lineage: Eukaryota; Fungi; Glomeromycota; Glomeromycetes; Diversisporales; Gigasporaceae
Source: the annotation of a GenBank genome assembly